Closterium sp. NIES-65 is the source of this 7596-nucleotide messenger RNA. NCBI's taxonomy places the organism in Eukaryota, Viridiplantae, Streptophyta, Zygnematophyceae, Desmidiales, Closteriaceae. The record is from the annotation of a GenBank genome assembly.
AUGCCUCCUCUCUGCCGUGUUCGUUUCCCAUUCUUCUCCCUCUGCCUCUGUCCCUCAACGCGUAUCCCCCGUUCUCCCAUGCAGGCCCCUUCUCACCGACCCACAGCAGCAGACGUCCUCGCCUCGCCUCUCCUCCACCAACGCGCCUCUGCCUUCCUGCACGCCUGCCUGCACGCCAGUGAACAUGCCCUUGAGAGUGCCCCUCUGAACGACUUAGGGAAUGCCGCCACUGUUGGUGGUGCCGCUGCUGUGGCAAGGGCAGUGGCGAUGCAGCGGGCAGUAAGAGAGCAGAUGGGGCGACUGGGGAUUGUGACAGCCCCAUGUGCUAGCAUCAACUCGCGUAUGGCUUGCAGUGGCAGCAGCAGCAGCAGCAGCAGUGGCGGCAGCGAUCCUGCUGCUGCUGACGAUGAUUUGCAAGCUGGUGAGCGGACAGGGGGACUGGCUGCUGUGCAAGAUGCUGGUUCUGAGGGAGGCACAUCCUGUGCAGGUAUACCUGGGUCAGGGCUAUCUGCCACACGAGCAUGUAAGGCAUGUGACAUGCCAUCGUUGGGUAUGGCUGGUGGGGAGGAGGAAGAGGAAGAGGAAGAGGAAGGGGUGGAGGAGGAAGAAGGGGGUGGGGAGGAGUGUGUGAUGGUUGAGGAGGAAGGGGCAGGGAGAGCGGAGGAAGAAGAGGAGGUAAUACAGGAGGCUCAAGGGAUAGACCAUGUGGAAGGGGAGGAGGAGGAGGAGGAGGAGGAGGAGGAGGAGGAGGAGGAGGAGGAGGAGGAGGAGGAGGAGGAGGAGGAGGAACAACGCGAGUGGGAGGAUGAGGACGAGUGGGGGUGGUGGGGGUUGGGAAAAGAGGACGAGCAAGAGGGAGAGGAGACGGAUGAGGCGGAGUGGAGGCGAAUGGAGGAGGAGGAUGAGGGUCGGCGGGAGUGGGAGCGAGAGCAGGAGUUGAGAGAGGAGUUUGUGCGAGAGAAGGAGGAGGAAGAGAAUGAAUGGGGGGAGGAGAGACGGAAUGAGGAGCAUGUAAAAGAUGGUGGGUGGGAGGAGAGAGAGAAUGGGUGGGAUGAGAGGGAGGAUAAAUGGGGAGGGGAAGAAGAGCGAGAAGGGCAUGGGACAGGACAAGUUACCUGUUGGAGUAUGACGAGUCACCUGUUGGAUCCAGGUCGAAACUUUAUACGUAUGCGAGAAGAGCAUGGGACAGGUGGUGGUUGGGAGAAGGGAGAGGUUGGGUGGAGAGAAGGAGAGAAUGAGGAGGUGGAACGAGAUAAUAAGUGGGAGGAGGGAGAGAUUAGGUGGGGAGAGGGAGAGGAUGGGCGGGAAGGGGAAGAGAGGCGAGAAGAGCACAAGACAGGUGGUGGAUGGGAGGAGAAUGGGUGGGAAGAAGGAGAGGAGGAGGAGGCGGAACGAGAUGAUGGAUGGGAGGAAGGAGAGGUUAGGUGGGGAGAGGGAGAGGAUGGGUGGGAAGGGGAAGAAGAGCGGGAAGAGCAUGGGACAGAUGGUUGGGAGCAGGGAGAGGAUGGGUGGAGAGGAGUUAACGAGAGGAUGGAACGAGAUGAUGAAUGGGAGGAAGGAGAGAUUAGGUUGAGAGAUGGAGAGGAUGGGCGGGAAGGUGGAGGAGAGCGGGAGGAGUGCGAUAGAGGUGAUGGAUGGGAGGACGGAAGGACUGGAGACAAGCCUGUGGGAGCUGCUGCUUGCAUGAAGGAGAACCUGGAGAGGAUUCAGGAGCUGCUGCUGCACGUGCUGGGAGUGAAGGAGGUGCCGCAGGUCGCAAAGAGGCAGGAGCUGCUGCUGCACGUGCCGGGAGUGAAGGAUGUGCCGCAGGUCGCAAAGAGGCAGGAGCUGCUGCUGCACGUGCCGGGAGUGAAGGAGGUGCCGCAGGUCGCAAAGAGGCAGGAGCUGCUGCUGCACGUGCCGGGAGUGAAGGAGGUGCUGCGGCUGACAUCUGAGUCGACUCAAAAGUCACGAAUGCUGGAAUGGUGUGACGUGCCUCUCAGCGACCAGCCUGUGCCAGCUGCUGCUUGCAUGCAGGCGAACCUGGCGAGGAUUCAGGAGCUGCUGCAGGUGGGGGGGCCGAAGGAGGGGAAGAGGCCGGAGGUGGUGCAGGUGCAAGGGGGAAAAGAGCCGUCAAAAAUGGCGACGAGGCAGGAGGUGGGGAAGGAGGGCGAGAUGUGGGAUAUGCACUCCGAGACAGGUCAUACCACACCUGAUAAGGCUGUGCCGGGUUAUGCUGCAGCUGGUGAGGUGGCAGCAGGUGACGUCAUGUCUGAGAGGGUUCGGAAGCUUCUGCAGAAGCUGCGGGAACUGAAGGAGAUGGCUGGCGUGCCAAGGAAGCAGGUGGCACACACGAUGCAAUCACUGAAGGAGGGAGCGAAGCAAGGUGGAAAGCCGGACGGAAGUUUCCAGGCGCAGGAGUCACAGGAGUUGCAGAAAGUGCGGGGGGCAGUGAGGACACCGGAGGCACUGCAGGCCCUGCUCCGGCUGCACAAGCUGAAGGAGGGAGCAGCGGAGUGCAGGAAGGCUGGUAGGAGCUCCCCCUCACAAGAGGCUGCUGGCUGCUGCGCUGCUUGUUCACUGGCCAAGGAGCCCGGGCAGGCGCAGGGCAGGCAUGGGGAGGACUGUGGGGAGGACUGUGGAGUGGGGUAUGGAGAUGACUGCGCAGUGGGGGCCGAACAUUCCUAUGGAGAUGCGCCUGGGGCGGGCUGGAGUGAUGGCUGCGGAGUGGGGUGUGGAGGUGAUGGUUUGGGCCAGACGUGCGGUUGGAGUGAUGGCUUGGAUGGCAUGGGGAGUUGGCACGGAGGGGUGGGGGAAGACGUGGGUCUGACUGAAGGGGAGGAGUGUUUGGAAGGGGAGUGGUAUGUAGAAGGAGAGGGGUAUGGUGAAGGAGAGGGGUAUGGUGAAGGAGAGGGGUAUGGUGAAGGAGAGGGGUAUGGUGAAGGAGAGGGGUAUGGUGAAGGAGAGGGGUAUGGUGAAGGACAGGGGUAUGGUGAAGGACAGGGGUAUGGUGAAGGAGAGGGGUAUGGUGAAGGAGAGGGGUAUGGUGAAGGAGAGGGGUAUGGUGAAGGAGAGGGGUAUGGUGAAGGACAGGGGUAUGGUGAAGGACAGGGGUAUGGUGAAGGACAGGGGUAUGGUGAAGGAGAGGGGUAUGGUGAAGGACAGGGGUAUGCAGAAGAAAAUGAUGAGGAGAUUUCAGAAGGAGAGGGAUGCAUGGAGGUCAAGGGGUGUUCAGACGGGGAGACGAAGUGGAAGCAGAGCGGUUCAUUCAUGGCGGUGCAUUGUGCGGACGGGGCGAGGUGGGAAGCGGGGCGCAUGAGGCAAGAGGAGCGGCGUUGGGAGGCAUGCUGGAGCGGGUGGGCGCGCUCCUCAGGAGAGCCUGUGGGGGUGCCUGUGAGGGUGCCUGUGAGGGUGCCUGUGGGGGUGCCUGUGGGGGUGCCUGUGGGGGUGCCUGUGGGGGUGCCUGUGGGGGUGCCUGUGGGGGUGCCUGUGGGGGUGCCUGUGGGGGUGCCUGUGGGGGUGCCUGUGGGGGUGCCUGUGGGGGUGCCUGUGGGGGUGCCUGUGGGGGUGCCUGUGGGGGUGCCUGUGGGGGUGCCUGUGGGGGUGCCUGUGGGGGUGCCUGUGGGGGUGCCUGUGGGCCGAGCCAUUGCGUGCUCUCCCAGGGUGGCUUUAAAGAUUCUCACAAGAGAAGCUGCAGGGCCGCUGACGUGGCCUGUUCACGUGGCGUGGCAGCUGUCAGUCCAUAUGGACACGUGGCAUGUUCCCUGGCCUCUUGGAGAAGGGACAGCUGGCAAUGCAGCUGCUAUGGGAGCAGCACUAGUCAUGCCCACAAAAACGGAUGCAUCACCAGCAGAUGCUAUGUCAGGAGCGGAUGCCAUGUCAGCAACGGCUGCCACGUCAGCAGCAGAUGCCUGUUUCAAGCAAAUGGGCACCUGUGGGUCUGGUGGCUCUGACAAGGGCGACCGGCAUUCACGGGCCAGCCCGUGGCGGCUUCCCUCUGAUGCUUUUGGCUCUUCUGGUGGGGAGGUGGCUUUUGAGUCAACUCAAAAGCACUCUGCAUCCUGUGCUGAUAACACGUGUGGUUCUGCUGGCACUGAGGACGGCGACAGGCAUUCACGGGCCAGCCCGUGGCGGCUUCCCUCUGAUGCUUCUGGCUCUGCUGGUGGGGAGUCGACUCAAAAGGAGGAGGAGGAGGGCGCUUUUGAGUCGACUUGUAAGGAGGAGGAGGGCGCUUUUGAGUCGACUUGUAAGGAGGAGGAGGGCGCUUUUGAGUCGACUUGUAAGGAGGAGGAGGGCGCUUUUGAGUCGACUUGUAAGGAGGAGGAGGGCGCUUUUGAGUCGACUUGUAAGGAGGAGGAGGGCGUGAUAGGGGCUCAUAUUCACACCUGCAUGCAGGAACACGCGAGAGGCGGACGACAGACGCAGGAAUGGGCGGGGGGCGAGAGGAGGAGGUGGAGUACUGGGGGGCAGACUCGUUAUGAUGACAUUCACCGGCGCCCACUGCUGGGUGGGACGGACUACAGUAGUGAAACCGGGGAGCUCAAUAGCGAGGAUGAGGAGUCGGACUACGAGGUGGUGCGCCAGGUGGCGAUGUAUGAGUGGCUGCGUGCAUCUUCACAGCAAGCAGCAACUCUCGAAGCAGCAUGUGUCCCCACUCCUCCCAGCAACCCCUUCCCCCACCAGCAGCAUGCCAGCAGCAGCAGCAGCAGCAGCAGCAGCAGCAGCUGCAGCUGUCUGUCUGACAGCCAGGCUGGCACGUGGAUGGGACAAAGCAGCAGUCAUGUGAGUGUGGGGGCUAGAGGGGAUGGCUGUGCUAAGGUGUGGCUGAGAAGCGGCAGUGGGACCUUCCCGAUGAGCCAGGCUGUAGUGAGAGGUACUCAUGCUGGCAUGCACAAGGGUCGUCGACCGAGCUCAGAGCCGGGUCGAAGCAAGGGUUUCAGGGGGCACAAGGCACUGCCUGGUUCCACCAGGUUCAUGUGUGAAGCAGAAGCUAAUCGGCAGGGCAUGGCUGCUGCGGUUGCACUGGCAACACCUGUCGUUGCACCGGCAGCACCAGCAGGAGCAGGGGUAAUGGCCGUAGCAGAAAGUGCGCUCGAAGGGACAAAGAAGGCAAUUGCAACGGAAGGGGCAACAGCCCGUCUCGUCAGUCCAUUGCAGGAGAGGAAUGCGGUGACUACAGAGCCACCCUCGUUACAGAGUUCCCCAGUAAGAGGUUCAGAUGGGGAUGUGGCUGGAACAGGAGGCUGCUUGGUGCAUGAGUGGUAUGAAGCAGUGAAGAGUGGUGAUGAGAGUGACCAAUCGCUCGUCGCAACACAAUCCCCGGCGACCACACCCGACGCUCACUCUCAACCAGCAGCUCUCCACGCUCCUCCGCCGCAUCUCACCGCCUCACACUCCUCCUCCAGACGGCGACCCAUCCAGAUCGUCGCUCUCAGCAGCAGCAGCAGCCAUAACCGGAGCCGAUCAGUCCCCUUCGGAGACUCCGGAUGGCUUAGGAAAGCCGCUUUAACCGGCGCGGGUCUAGCAGCCGGCAGCGGCAUUGGCUGCGUCUUAAUGCGUCAAGAUGGUCUUGAUAUUCUUAACACGGAGCCAGCGGACAUGCGGGGGUUGAGAACUCCGCGUUCUCCCCGCAUCCCCAGGCUGCGCGCGGGCACGCGCGUGGCGGUGGACAAGCUGAGCACGACGAAGCGGUACCGCGUGGCGGACGUUGACCUGGUUGACCAGCGCAGCGACCGCGUCAUUCCCAAGGCGGACGGGUUCUACGAGAUGGUGUCGGUGGGCAAGGGCACCGUGUGCACGCGCGCGCAGCUCGAGGCCGAGGUGGCCAACAUGGCGUCGAGUGGAAUGUUCCAGAUGGUGGAGGCCGACACUGUUGCCAAUCCGGACGGGUCCAUAAAGCUGGAGGUGAAGGUUCUUGAAGCGCAGUGGCAGGCGGCGAAGACGGUGCGGUGUGUGAACAUGGGGCUCGUGCAGCCGGACGCCUCAGGGCAGGAGGCGUCGGAGGACGCGGCGAAGCAGGAGGCUGCGUACGCGGAGCGGCUGAGGCAGGCGCGGCAGUGCCUGCUGCCGCGCAAGGUGGAGAACGAGCUGAGCGCCAUGGUGCAGCGCGAGGGCCGCCUCACUGCCCGCAUGCUGCAGAAGAUCCGGGAUCGUAUCCUCAAGUGGUACCACGACAAGGGCUACGCCUGUGCCAAUGUGAUCAACUUCGGCAAUCUGAACACGCCUGACAUCGUGUGCGAGGUGGUGGAGGGCGAUGUGACGGGCGUGGAGGUGCAGUUUCUCGACAAGAUGGGGCAGCGCUGCGAAGGCAUCACUGACGAGCGCGUUGUGAUGCGAGAACUGCCCAUUGAGAUCAAGCCGGGCAACGUGUUCAACAUCGAGGCGGGGCGCAAGGCGCUGCAGAGCAUCUCGUCGCUGCAGCUGUUCGCCAACAUGGAGGUCAACCCGCGCCCCGAUGACCAGCUGGAGGGCGGCAUCGUGAUGGAGGUGAAGGUCCGCGAGCAGGAGCCCACGUCCGCUGAGGUGCAGACGGAGUGGAGCAUCCAGCCUGGGGAUACCGGCAAACCCACGGUGUCCAUCCUGCCAGGUGGCAGCGUGUCAUUCGAGCAUCGCAACAUCAACGGCCUCAAUCGCUCCGUCACCGGCUCUGUCAGCGCCGGCAACCUGCUCUCGCCGCAGGACGAUCUGGUGUUCAAGCUGGAGUACGUGCAUCCGUACAUCGACGGGGUGGACGACACGAGCCGCAACAGAGUGGGGCGAGUGACGUGCUUCAACCACCGCAAGGUGUCGGCCGUCUUCACGGGCGGGCCGUCUCUUGACGAGGUGCCGGCCAUUUGGGUGGACCGUGCCGGCAUCAAGGCCACUGUUAGUGAGAACUUCACCCGUCAGAGCCGCAUCACCUAUGGCGCAGUGAUAGAGGAGGUGACAACGCGCGAUGAGAACACGAGCAUCUGCACACACGGCUUCAAGAUGCUGCCCUCCGGCCUGCCCACGCCCGACGGCCCGCCCACCACGCUCAGUGGCACCGGUGUUGACCGCGUGGCAUUCCUUCAGGCAAACGUGACGCGUGAUAACACCAACUUUGUCAACGGCACGCCUGUUGGCGACCGUACCAUUUUCCAGGUGGACCAGGGUCUGGGCAUCGGUUCGGCCUUCCCCUUUUUCAACCGGCAUCAGCUGACGCACACGCGCUUCAUGCAGCUGAGUGAGGAGGACGUGGACCAUGCGGACCGCCCGCCCAUGGUGGGGGUGCUGCACGCGCGCUACGGGGGGUGCAUGGGCGACCUGCCGUCGUAUGAAGCGUAUGCGCUGGGCGGGCCUUAUUCCGUCCGCGGGUACAACAUGGGCGAGAUUGGAGCUGCCAGGCGCUUCCUUGAGCUUGCGGGUGAGAUCAGGGUCCCAGUCAAGACCACCCAUGCCUAUGCCUUUGCUGAGAUGGCCUCUGACCUUGGCAGCUCCGGUAUGGUUUCUGGUAACCCUACUGAGUUCUUCCGCCGAGCCGGCUUCGGAGCCUCGGUGGGUGCUGGUGUCAGGCUCGGCACCGUGCGUGCGGAGUACGCUCGGGAUUGCAACAUGGGCACUGGCUCAUGGUUUGUCCGGUUCGGCGAGAGGUUCUAA